GGGUAGUGAUUGUCAUUUUGUCACUUUUGACAACGAGCUGCUGAAAAAUUUUGCCUUUUCAUUUUGUGCUUAUUUUUGUUGCACUUUUCUCCGCAUUUUCAGUGAAGAAUGUAAACUGACUCCGUGCUCAAUUCAGAAAGAAGACUUCCGUGAAGCGAUUGACAGAGAAUUCGGGUCAUUUUGCGGUGCAGAAAGUUGCAGGAAGCGGUGCAAAAAAUUGUGGGUGCGUAGCCAGCCAUUUGCGGGGAGCUGAGAGGGUCGUCGUGGUAAUUGGAGCAACUAUCGUGUGUGUGGGUCACCACAUUUUUGCUGCCGAAAUGGAAUUAGAGGGCUUGUCUAACGUACAGAUGGAGAUGGUGCUACAAUUCCAAGAUUUUACAGGAAUUGAGGACAUAAGCGUGUGUCGGGAUGUUCUCACGCGGAACAUGUGGGACUUGGAGGUGGCUAUUCAGGAGCAGCUAAAUAUCCGCGAGGGACGCCCUUCGGUGUAUGCGACAGAAUCCCGACCGCCGCAAGUGAUAAAUGAUCGAUAUCUGCAGCAUGUCUUCUCGUCCGCCUCAGGGUCUACCCCACGCCCUUCGGGGUUCACGGGGCUCAUUAACUACUUCAUCAACAAUGUGUUCAGCUUUUGCUACAACACAGUGUCCUCCUUGGUCAUGGCAUUCCUCAAUCUCUUCAGGAGUAAUGAGCGCAUCGUAACGGACCCCCUGCGGGAUGUCCUCAAUUUCAUUGAAGCCUACAAAGAGAAACAUCCCGUCCAUCCAGUCUUCUACCAUGGCACCUACGCACAGGCACUCAAUGAUGCCAAGCGUGAGCUCAAGUUCCUCCUUGUCUAUUUACAUUCCGACGGUAAGUCCGAGGCGGAGAGUUUCUGCCGCAAUGCCCUUUCGGACACCCAGGUGGUGACCUACAUUAAUCGCAAUAUGAUCUUCUGGGCGUGCGAUAUUGCCUCCCCCGAGGGCUAUCGCGUCUCGCACUCCAUCAAUGCGCGGCAGUACCCAAUUCUCGUUGUUGUGGGUAUGCGAUGGAAUAAAAUGAUCAUUAUGGGACGCAUGGAGGGGGACUGCAGUGCAGAAGAGCUCCUCCGGCGUCUCCAGACUGUUGUCACCGACAAUGAGGUGUACAUGAGUCAGGCACGGGCGGAGCGUCUCGAGCGGAGUCUCACGCAAUCGCUGCGGAAGCAACAGGAUGAGGCGUACGAGCAAUCCCUCAAAGCGGAUCAGGAAAAGGAGCGACGGAAGCAGGAGGAGAAGGAGGAACAACUGCGGCAGCAGCAAGCGAUUGAGGCUGAGAAGCAAGCGGAGGUGGAGCGGAAAAAUAAUAUUGCCCGCCUGAAAAUCGACAUGGCUUCAGAAGUGCCUUCAGAACCGCCAGCUGAUGCUUCCGGGACGACAAGUGUGGUCUUCAAGCUACCAAGUGGAGCACGGAUAGAAAGGCGAUUCUACCGGCAAGACUCCAUUCGGGACGUCUAUAAGUUCAUCUUCUGCCAUCCUGCGUCACCGGAUCGCUUUGAAAUUACCACAAAUUUCCCAAAGCGUGUCCUGUAUUCCGAGGCCAAAGAGACAGAUGGAAGUGCCACCAUUUCGGAUGUUGGACUACAAAAUCGUGAGGUGCUCUUUGUCAAUGACCUCGAUGCCUAAGGGAAUUGCUGGCUGACAAUGCACAGGGACGUGCGAGGAGGAUGAGAAAAAAUUAAAUCAAAGCAUGGAAAAUUCUUUUGUGAGAAGAACAUCACAAAACCGUAAAAGAUGAUGAAAAUUGCAAAUAGGAUCCUUUUUGUCUUUAUGAUUUACAGAAGCGAUUGUGUUUCUAUGUGAUACAAACAAAAAAAAACAUGAAUGAUUUAUUAAAUAAAAAGGGACUCUAUGUAAUAAUGUUGCAAUGUGGGGAAUUGAAAGAGA
This is a messenger RNA of Lutzomyia longipalpis, 1901 nucleotides long. It is a transcript of the gene Faf2, whose product is annotated as FAS-associated factor 2. Gene Ontology annotation, cellular component: endoplasmic reticulum. The transcript has 4 exons. The coding region runs from base 318 to 1640 and encodes 440 amino acids. NCBI's taxonomy places the organism in Eukaryota, Metazoa, Arthropoda, Insecta, Diptera, Psychodidae. Gene Ontology annotation, molecular function: ubiquitin binding. The record is from RefSeq and is a predicted model, not a curated record.